AUGGUAAUAUUCGGCGUGUACAUCGUGAACAAAUCCGGUGGGUUAAUAUUUAACCUGGACCACAACCUGCCCAAGAUAGAAACAGAGAAAACGUUCAGCUACCCAUUGGACAUUAAUUUGGAGUAUGAACCGAAAAGGAUUUCCGUUGCCUUCGGCCAGCGGGAUGGAAUUAAUGUGGGCCAUCAUUUGAUAGCUGUGAAUGGGAUACAGGUAAACGGGGCGGUCCUCGAGGAUGGUCGGGACGUGAAGGAAAUCAUCGAAAGUAAGGAAAGCUAUCCGCUGUCGCUAAAGUUCAGCCGACCGAAGAUGACAACAAAUGAGAAGAUCUUUCUGGCCAGCAUGUUCUACCCGCUGUUUGCCAUUGCCAGCCAGCUAAGUCCGGAACCGAAGAGCAGCGGCAUUGAGGUGCUGGAAGCGGACACAUUCCGACUACACUGUUUCCAGACGCUGACCGGCGUCAAGUUUAUGAUAUUUGCGGAAAACAUGCAGGCCGGUAUCGAUGUCCUGCUGAGGCGAAUCUACGAGCUGUACGCGGAUUACGUGCUGAAGAAUCCGUUCUACUCGCUCGAAAUGCCGAUCCGUUGUGAGCUGUUCGAUACGAACCUGCAAGUGUUGUUGGAUCAGGUGGAGAAAGGUGGUGUGGCUAAUAUUUAG
This is a messenger RNA of Anopheles marshallii, 654 nucleotides long. It is a transcript of the gene Trs23, whose product is annotated as trafficking protein particle complex subunit 4. NCBI's taxonomy places the organism in Eukaryota, Metazoa, Arthropoda, Insecta, Diptera, Culicidae. Gene Ontology annotation, cellular component: TRAPP complex. The record is from RefSeq and is a predicted model, not a curated record. Gene Ontology annotation, biological process: endoplasmic reticulum to Golgi vesicle-mediated transport. Bases 1 to 654 code for a protein of 217 amino acids. The transcript is spliced from 2 exons.